This is a messenger RNA of Syzygium oleosum, 1846 nucleotides long. RefSeq lists its product as uncharacterized. NCBI's taxonomy places the organism in Eukaryota, Viridiplantae, Streptophyta, Magnoliopsida, Myrtales, Myrtaceae. Gene Ontology annotation, biological process: DNA replication initiation; DNA replication. The transcript has 11 exons. The record is from RefSeq and is a predicted model, not a curated record. Gene Ontology annotation, molecular function: single-stranded DNA binding; DNA replication origin binding. Gene Ontology annotation, cellular component: replication fork protection complex; nucleus. Bases 5 to 1405 code for a protein of 466 amino acids.
AUGCAUGCGCACACACCUAUACUUUUGGGUUAGCAUAGCAUUUCCCUCCAAAAAGAUUGAAGCCUCCCUCCAAACAAUUUUUGCUCAAGUUCGAGGAAAUCGAAACCAAAUCGUCUUCUUUACCAAAGAAAGAACUCAAGAAAUGAGUGAAUCUCAUGCCAUGUCGAAGAGCAACCAGGAUGAUCUCGACCUCCUCCUCUCUCUCCAAGAUAGGGUUUUGGAAACCCCUCCGGCUUCUCCUUCGCACCCUCACUCCCCUUCUUCCCCAGGAUACCUUUCGGAUGAUGGAAUGCCGAAGAGACGGGAACAGGUAGAUAUGUCUGUGUUCCGAGAUGCAGUUGAAGAUUGCUUGGAUUACAAGCCUGAACCCACUAAAGGAUCUGGUAACUUAAACCCGUCGAGGGCAGCUGCAGAGCCUGAUGUUGAGAAGUUCUCGGGUCUGCGCAUAAGGAAUCAGUUGAUCACCCCAACAGAGCUUCAUGAUCAUUUUUCGGACAUCAGAUUUGUUCGCUUACCAGUGAUAAAGAAUUUGUUGGCGGGGGAUACUCUUUCUGGUUGCUGGGCAACUGUUGCUGUGCUGACUGAGAAGGGGAGUCCAAAGACUAGUUCUACAGGGAAGAACUAUUGUAUAUGGAAAAUUGGAAGCCUAAAUGAAGAUGCCAUUUCCCUUUUCUUAUUUGGUGAUGCUUAUCAAAGAAAUUCAGAUGAGAAGGUCGGUUCCACCUUUGCCCUGUUCAACUGCAAUGUUCGAAAGGACUCCAUGGGAGGGUUUUCUCUAAGCAUAUAUUCUCCUAGCCAAAUAUUGAAAAUCGGUACAUCAGCUGAUUAUGGAGUUUGCAAGGGGAAACGGAAGGAUGGAAUGGCUUGUACAUUGGUCAUAAACAAGCACCGUGGGAUAUAUUGCAGGUACCAUAAGUCGAAGGCUUCGGAGAAAUAUUCCAGCACACGAACUCAGCUCAUUGGGGGGAAUAUCAGAACAGCAUUUAGGAACCACCUUAAUGCCGAGGGAAUCUAUGUCGUUGAUCGUCUUUCUGACAGAACAAACGUUAAAAAGGCAACACAGCCAGUGAAACUGUUAUCGGUGGAAGGGCUGAAAAAAGCUUUAAGUGGUGCAGGGAAGGUGACGACAAACACACAUUCACAGGGAAUAAGAUUUCUGUCUGAAGUAACAGCAAAAAUGGAGCCAAGAAGUUCGAAUAAGGAAUCUUCUCUGAAAUCUGAACCCGUGGCCAGCAAGGACAAAAGGAAAUCAUCUGCUGUCAAAGUGGAUCCAUCUUUAUUCCAAAGAAAUGAACGAACGGGCGUGAAGAGGAGCAAAACAGAAGAAGAUUCCGCUAACAAAACUAAGCUGGGCACUGGGAAGCUGAUUGAACUAGAACUCUUCAGCUCAGAUGACGAAAUAUGAACAUAGUCAAUUGAGCCGAGGUCUAGUAGCAUGCCACCAGUUGGAGUACUUUUAAAUGUGAACUCUUGAUGGUUGGGAGCGGCGACUCCGAAACUAGCGGAAAACAACCAUUGGUCAGCCCUGCCUUGGUGCGAUAUUUUUGGGACUUGAAGAUGGCGAGAUUGAACUCCUAGUCCCGGCAUCGCGCAGCGGAUGGCUGAUCACGAUGUGGUCGUCGAGCACCGAGAGUUUGAGACUCCUGUCUUAGUACUUGGACUGAGGUGUUGAUGAUAUUCUCAAACUAUUUGGAUUAGGCCACUGUCAGGAGGAUAUCAUUUGACCAAGAAAUGAACCAGAUGGCAAUGAUGUACCGCUAUUAUACAUUGGUCAAUUACUUUUGAUAUCUUCGCGAUAUCUAGUGCUGUUGAUUAAUCGUGAAGAUGAUCAAUGAGCGAUGCUUAG